CUCACGUCAGUUCCGGGACUCGUCUGUGACGACCACGGCAGCAGCUGCUAAGCUGCGCACUCGGGUUUCCAGACGGGUCGUUUUUUGACGCCGGGUCUUCAGCAUGGCUGCCCCCACGCCUGAGAGCCUGGAGAGCGACACACCGUCGGCUUGCUAACGGUUCCUGGCGUCUGUGCUCUUCUUGUCUUUCCCGGGCUCCUCCAGCGGACAUGUUCGCCAAGACCUUUCGGGUCAAGUCCAGCACGGCCAUCAAGGGGUCGGACAGGAGAAAGCUUCGGGCAGAUGUGACAGUUGCUUUUCCCACCCUUGGAACAGAUCAGGUCUCUAAGUUAAUACCUGGAAAGGAGGAGCUAAACGUUGUGAAGUUGUAUGCUCACAAAGGGGAUGCAGUGACUGUGUACAUGAGUGGUGGUAACCCCAUCUUAUUUGAACUGGAGAAAAAUCUAUAUCCAACAGUGUACACACUGUGGUCCUAUCCUGAUCUUCUACCAGCCUUUACAACAUGGCCUCUUGUACUCGAAAAACUGGUGAGGGGAGCAGAUUUGAUGCUGCCAGGACUAGUGGUGCCCCCUGCUGGUCUGCCUCAGGUACAGAAAGGUGACCUCUGUGCCAUUGCCUUGGUGGGGAACAGAGCUCCUGUAGCAGUUGCCGUGGCCGCCAUGUCCACAGCUCAGAUGCUGACUUCAGGCCUGAAGGGAAGGGGCUUCUCUGUGCUCCACACAUACCAGGACCACUUGUGGCACUCUGGAGACAAGUCCUCCCCACCUGCCAUUGCCCCACUGGCAGUGGAUUCCACAGAUCUCAAUGAAGAGAAGGUGGACCUUGCUCUGCAUGGAGACCUGAGAAGCCUAUCUCUAGAGGGAAAGGAGGAGAAUGGGAAGGUUCAUCAGGUGUUUGGGGAGCACAGCUUUCCAGAAGCCUCUGAAGAUACUAGCUCCAGGGCCGUGAGCCAGGAUUCUUUGGACAGCAAGCCACUUCAAGAGCAAAUGGAUGAACUACUACAGCAGUGCUUUCUGCAUGCUUUGAAGAGUCGAGUGAAAAAGGCUGACCUUCCUUUGCUCACCAGCACUCUCCUUGGCAGCCACAUGUUCUCCUGCUGGUACAGAAUGCACUGCUAUGGCCCCGAAGGACAACAAUUAGAUAUAAAGAAAUCAAGCUAUAAAAAGCUUUCUAAGUUCCUGCAGCACAUGCAGCAGGAACAAAUUGUCCAGGUGAAGGAGCUGAACAAAGGAGUAGAGAGCAUUGUGGCUGUGAACUGGAAGCACCCUAGGAUCACAUCUUUCAUCAUCCCUGAGCCUUCCCCAACCUCCCAGACUAUCCAGGAGGGUAGCAGGGAACAACCCUAUCACCCUCCAGAUAUAAAAUUCUUCUACUGUGUCCCAGCCAACAUGACCCAGCUCUUCCAGGAGUCUGGCCACAAGAAGGGAAGCACCCUUGAGGGCAGUGAGGUCAGAGUGAUCAUCAUUGACUAUGUCAAGAGAAACAAUCUGGUUGAUGCCAACAACAAAAAUCUAGUGAAAUUGGAUCCUGUCUUAUGUGAUUGCAUCUUAGAGAAAAAUGAACAGCACACUGUCAUGAAGCUGCCUUGGGAUAAUCUCCUGACCAGAUGUUUAGAAAAUCUGCAGCCUGCCUACCAAGUGACAUUUCCUGGACAGGAGCCCAUUGUGAAGAAAGGGAAAAUUUGCCCAAUUGACAUCACGCUCGAACAAAGGACUUAUAAUAAAAAGGUGACUGUGGUCCGGAACUUGGAGACCUAUGGUCUAGAUCCAUGCUCAGUGGCUGACAUUCUCCAGCAGCGAUGCCAGGCCAGCACCAUUGUCACUCCUGCCCCCGGGGCCAAAGAUAGUCUGCAGGUGCAGAUCCAAGGAAACCAGAUCCACCACCUUGGCCAGCUAUUGCUUGAAGAUUAUCGACUCCCUCGAAAACACAUCCAAGGCCUAGAAAAGGCCCCCAAACCUGGCAAGAAGAAGUGACACUCAUUUCAUGCAGUGGAUUCCAUGGAAACCCAGGGUCUGAGCCGGUAAUUUAUAUGAGCAUUUUUAGCUUUUGCAAAUAAAAAAUGUAAUUCUUUACCACAA
Messenger RNA from Nannospalax galili (Upper Galilee mountains blind mole rat), 2078 nucleotides. It is a transcript of the gene Eif2d, whose product is annotated as eukaryotic translation initiation factor 2D. Gene Ontology annotation, molecular function: translation initiation factor activity; RNA binding. The record is from RefSeq and is a predicted model, not a curated record. Gene Ontology annotation, biological process: translational initiation; formation of translation preinitiation complex. Bases 210 to 1973 code for a protein of 587 amino acids. Lineage: Eukaryota; Metazoa; Chordata; Mammalia; Rodentia; Spalacidae. The transcript has 15 exons.